Molecule: messenger RNA, 854 nt
Organism: Trichomonas vaginalis G3
Lineage: Eukaryota; Parabasalia; Trichomonadida; Trichomonadidae
Product: protein of unknown function, DUF4106 family
Exons: 1
Source: RefSeq, a predicted model, not a curated record
AUGUACGCCGCUCAGAAUAUAACGCCAACAGUUUUGGAUGCCAUGAAUGGAAAUGUUUCCGAAUGGUAUAACGAAUGCGACAAUGCCAUUAGAAGGUCAGAAAUAGUUCCUGGAACUUACGAAUAUACAACUGCUGUUUCUUAUGGAAACGUAGGUGAGUUUGGAGAAGGUUCUUCAACAACAGUAGAUAUUGCUUGCGACAGGUUUCAUAUAAUUUCUAUUGACAACUCUUUCUUAUACGUGGAACAAGACAUUGAAAUAAAACCUUCUGCCAAGUUGUCUGACAAGAAAGGUUGCAAUGGAAUUUUCUAUGUCGGAUACCAAUAUGCUCCAGAAGUUUUCAUGGGAUAUAAGAUAUAUUCUAACUCUGACUUAGUUCAAACAGUAACAUGGGCAAACUAUGAAUGGUUCGCUUUGAGAAACUCAGUACAACCACAAGCUAGAGAACAAACAGACCAGUAUGCAACUAUUGAGAAAAUAAGAAGACUUGACCCUAACGUUCCAGGAGUUUAUGUUGACCUUUCUGGACAAACUGCAGCAGCAGUAACCAAAGUAAAAUUGAAACUUAGAGUUCCUUUGUCAUCUUUCCUCAUCUUCAGGUUUUUAAGAUACUUGCCAAACUGGGCAGGAAAAAUUUCUAUCGAACUUACUCCAAGCAAAAAUAACUUAGUCAUUGCACCAACACAAGACCCAUUCACUCUUACUGUAGCUGGAACUGGUGGAGCCAAGUUCUGUGACUUUUGCAAAGACAAAGUUGACUUAGACUUUGGUUUCUCAAACCUCAACACUGAAGUAAACUACUACUUCAAUGCUGCUGGAACUGCUUGGGACCCAGUUAAGUUCACAUGCGAAAA